AGUGUUCUUGGUGACAGGAGAACAGCACUGGGCCUCUGGUAGUGUCAGUCUACUUGAGCCAUCCUCUCUCUUGCCCCUUUAAAGGAUGACUGAUUUCUUCUGGUGUUUAGAGCCCCUUACAGCCUUCUAGCACCAUUUGAAAUCGGUUAUAAUAACUGGGGAUCAAUGCCUCGAUGUCUUCACGAUGUCUACAUGUCAACGCUACAGUCAAGCAGACAGGAAAUGAAUUGGAUGAAUGUUCAUAUUGUACGUGUCACAGGGUUCUGCUCUACAGAUCCUGGAAUCGAAAUGAGUUGGACGGGAGUUCAUUUCCAGUGGGACAGUUUUAAAGUAUUUAUUGAAUAAAUGUUCAAUUAAACUGAAUUGAUAUCUUACUUUUUCCUGUGUGCAUGUUAUUAUAUUUGUGUCCGUGGUUCUGAACCUGCAUGUGAACUAUAUAACCCUGUUCUGCUAGGUAUAAAACCUAUCCGAGCUCAAGGGAUCAUAACAAGUCAUUUCACAAUACCCUCUCUCAUAACAGAUUCAGUCACUGUUAUAUCUAGAAGCACUCAACACAAUCCAACACUUACUUUAUAACAUGACAAUGGAAACAGGAAAGGCAUUUUAUUGCAGGACUUGUGCUAGACACUGCACAGAACCACAGAAGUCUAUUGAGUACAGAAUCUUAAACCAGGAAAGUUCCUGUUCUGUAAUGUGGAUGAAUGAGUUCCAAGGAAGCCUGAUGUUCUCAAUAAGAUUUUAAAGUUGUGGAAGUUUAUCUUAUCUCUGCUCGGUGUCUCUGUCGCCUGUGUUACCAUGUCACUCUCCGGGUCUGACAAGACAUGCAGUGCACAACUGGCAUCUAUUCAUAUAGUGUGUUGUUAGGUGUAGAUAAAGGUGUUGUGGAUAGGGCGAUGGCAUUGAUGGUAGUUAGCAUGGUAGUAUGAACAUGAUCAUGGUUGAACUUGGAGACCAUCCCAGAGAAUGCAGUUGAACUGGGAGAGGAAGAGGAGGAGGCGAAGGAAGAAAAAUAAUUGCCUCUCCACAUUCAAAUCCUACAGACGAACAGGUUUGACCAGAGGUCAUUCUGUGUACAUGAUUAUUAGCUGAGAUACUAUGUAAUUUCAACUUAUAUCAUUAUUUUAAAACCUGCCAUUAUUCCGUAAUGAGCUAUUUCCCUGAAAUCAAUGGGGUUUUAAUGGGGCCUAGUUGUCCUUGCAUCUUAAUGGGGCCUAGGCACUGCAGUAGUACUCUUUUCCUUUCACCUUGAUGGUCUUAUAUGAGUCAAAUGCAAACAGACAUCAAUGCUCCCAGUGUGUUACCCAUCUCCUGAUUGUAUGGGUGUUUCAAAACCCAUACGUGAUCUUUUCACAGGCGGCAGGUGGUACCCUAAUUGGGGAGGACAGGCUCAUUGUAAUUGCUGGAAUGGAAUGAAUGGUAUGAAACACAUCAAACCUGUGCUAUUAUGAGCCAUCCUCCCCUCACCAGCCUCCUGUGGAGCCCGUAUUGGCUAGGUUGAAGACAAAAUAGGGCUUUAGGGAAUAAGGCUUUCCUCCAGCCAGUGAAUAAGGAUGAGAUUAUUGCUCCAAAGGCCCGUGAGAUCUAUCAGAAAGCAAAAGGCGUUUAAUGACAGGAUGGAGUGUCAGAAGCUGCUGGAGGUUCAGGGGCAAGGGAAGUCUAGCCGCCAUAAGAAUCGAGUGACGCUCAUGUUCAAGGCCUCAGAGGCCAACCUGGACAGGACAGCCUUACUCAUAGCCAACAACCCCCUGCCUGACCUCCAUAACCUGAAGGAGGGUGACAGCCCCACCAAAUACCUGGCAGGCAACCCCCCCGACCCCGCCAAGAGGCUUGAAGCCAUUCGGGGUCGUCAGAGUGGUUUGCCUCCUCUGAAACAUCCUCUUAAAUUGCCAUCUGGGAUGAGAAGAGAUGGCAGCAAGCGGAGCAGCAGAGCUCCAUCAUGGGUGCAAACAAGUCUCUGUGUGCAGUUCUCUGAGGAUAGGUCAUCGUUUUCAGACCGGGACAACUGGCAAGAAGGUACUGCCCUAGAUCUGACCCAGAGCACUGAGGUCAAAGAUCAGUGUAGUGAACUGUGUGAGCCCCUCACUCUCUCGGCCCUGCUGGAGACUGCAGUCACAGUAACAGCACCAGGACAGGGGGCGUUCCGCUAUGGACAGACCGCCUACUGGAACGUGACCAACAGCUGUGAACUGCCGCCAUGAUAUCUGAUGCCUGGACCUUUCAAUGCAUGCACGCAAUAGCUGUUUGCCCUCUAUAUUUGGAGCGGUUUGCCAACUAUGUGUUGAAAUUCAGCAAUAAAUGCUUUAUGGUUUAAAUUAC
Messenger RNA from Salmo salar (Atlantic salmon), 2316 nucleotides. The record is from RefSeq and is a predicted model, not a curated record. NCBI's taxonomy places the organism in Eukaryota, Metazoa, Chordata, Actinopteri, Salmoniformes, Salmonidae.